AUGGCGUCAUGGGAGCAUUUCGGGGAGGUGGCGAACGUCAUCCAGUUGACGGGCCUAAACGCCGUCGCAUUGAUCGGCCUUAUAGCCAAGGCGGCGAACACGGCCAGAAUGCACAAGAAGAACUGCAGGCAAUUCGCGCUGCAUGUGAAAUUGAUUGGGAAUUUGCUGGAGCAGCUGAAGAUCACGGAGCUGAAGAGGUACCCCGAGACGAGGGAGCCAUUGGAGCAGCUCGAGGAUGCUCUGAGGAGGGCUUAUCUUCUCGUCAACAGCUGCCAGGAAAGAAGCUAUCUCUACUUGAUGGCCAUGGGCUGGAAUAUAGUCUAUCAGUUCAGGAGGGCUCAGGAGGAAAUCGAUCGGUAUUUGAGGAUUAUACCUCUAAUUGCCCUCAUUGAUAACGCUAGAGUAAAGGAGAGGCUCGAAGAAAUUGAGAGGGACCAGCGUGAGUACACAUUAGAUGAUGAUGACAGGAAAGUCCAGGACGCCCUCUCCCAAAAUGACAUGAUAAUCUUGAAAAAAAGUCUGUCUUGUUCUUAUGGGAAUGUGCCUGUAGACAAGGCCUUAAGAAAGGAACGCAAGAAGCUUGAGCUCGAACUCCAGCACUCACAGGCUAACAUGGACGUGAGCCAGUGCCAGGUGAUCGAGCGCCUGAUGGAGGUUACUGAAUAUGCGGCAACAACUCCUGGGGGGGACCAAGAUAUGCCAUGUAAGGCUUCAUGGACAUCAGAUUCGGACAAGGAGCAUUUUUCAAGUGAAAAGGAUCGCGAGAAAGUUGAUAACUCGAAAAGUUCAAGGGAAGUCAAGAAGUCAUCAGGGUAUGAUACAGCAUCAAUGAGGGAGUUGACUGGGCAAGACGAGUGGCAUGCGGAUCUUCUUGGCUGUUGUUCUGAACCUUACUUGAGUAUAAAAACUUUUGUUUGUCCUUGUGAUACACUUUCGAAGAUAGCAUCUGUGGCAACUGGCAAGGAAAUAUCUUCGGCCCAGACUUGUAAUGACAUAAUGGCAUAUUCACUGAUACUAUCAUGUUGUUGCUACACAUGUUGUCUCAGAGGAAAGCUCAGACGGACUCUUAACAUCAAGGGCGGUUGGUUUGAUGAUUUCUUGUCACAUUUGAUGUGCUGUUGUUGUGCACUUGUCCAAGAAUGGAGGGAAGUGGAGCUACGAGGUGCGCACAAGACAUGGACUGAUCCUCCUUCCCUUCAACAUAUGGAAUACUGA
This is a messenger RNA of Striga hermonthica, 1215 nucleotides long. Lineage: Eukaryota; Viridiplantae; Streptophyta; Magnoliopsida; Lamiales; Orobanchaceae. The record is from the annotation of a GenBank genome assembly.